Limulus polyphemus (Atlantic horseshoe crab) is the source of this 10337-nucleotide messenger RNA. Its product is annotated as tyrosine-protein phosphatase 69D-like. The record is from RefSeq and is a predicted model, not a curated record. Gene Ontology annotation, molecular function: protein binding; protein tyrosine phosphatase activity. Lineage: Eukaryota; Metazoa; Arthropoda; Merostomata; Xiphosura; Limulidae. Gene Ontology annotation, biological process: protein dephosphorylation. The coding region runs from base 391 to 4548 and encodes 1385 amino acids. The transcript is spliced from 29 exons.
AUUAUUGUUACGUUUCUCCACUAGGUGGCGAAUUGAUACAAGGGGAUAACCGACCAAACCAAGGCUGUAUGCUGACAGUAAUUCGUCUAUUGAUGCCUGACUCGGUGUCAAUGAGAUUAUGGUACGAAACGUCCAUGCAAUCCUUGAUCGCAGCUUUGAGCUAUAGAAACGAAAGAAGUUUCAACUGAAUACAGUAGUUUACUUAAAAAGUAUCAUAGUAAACUACAAAUAUAGUUUUGAAAAAAAUAUUACGAGAAAUUUCGCUUCGCAGAGUGUCUAGGCUAGAGUAAACAGUUACAGCGUUUGAGUGAGUUGGCCCAGCAGGGUAAGCCAGACCGGAAAUCUAGGACUUGAUACGAGUUAGAGACAGAGUAUAGUGUGAGUGCAGUCAUGGUGAGGGUUAUAGUGCAAGUAGAGACUAAGAAGAUGAUCUCGGGACUGCCACAAUUUCUUAUAAGUCUAGCGUGUUUUAUAUCAGCAAGCGCCCCUCUCUCAAUUCUAAACCACGAAGUAAACCCGCCAUUAGUUGCCAACUGCUCUACCACUGUUCUCACGUGCCAGGUGGACACUCCUGCCCCGGCUGUGGAUGUUUGGUGGACAUUUCGUGGAGAAAAUGCGUCCAAACUACCCAACGUAAAUAUUGUCACGGAUCGUGCAGACGAUGGCAUAUGGCAGCUACAGUUACUUUGUCCCACACCGGAGCAUGCCGGGAGUUUUGCAUGUAACGCCCAGUCAAGAAACGAGAGCGAGUUAGUCUAUCGCAAAGAAGAGACAGUGGACGUGUACGUGCCCAUAUUUAUUGAAGUAGAAGAAACCAACAGUUCUAACUUGGUCAGUACAAAAGUACAACUACAAUGUCUGGUGACGGCCUUCCCCAGGGCCGUCAUCCAAUGGGAGAAAGACGGUCAAGCGCUCAAAGUGGAAGAAGGUCGAGUAGACAUCCAAGUCACACAGAUCAGCGAAGUGGUAGAUUUGGGGUCAGUGACGAUUGAUGUUUUAAAGCGAGAAGAUAACGGAACGUAUACAUGUUUAGCAUCUAACGCUCACAAUAUGUCGAGAUCAACGCAGGACAUCACCGUUCUAGAGCCCCCUGAAGUGAGUCUGGAUAGUUUGGAGGCAAAGGACCCACGGACAGCAUCUUUAAGUUGGCAUGUUCGUUACCGGGGAAAUCUUCCAGUCAAGCGGUUUCACCUGCAAGUGCGGAACUUUAGCACUGGAGCAGAUUGGCUCGACGUGGACAACAAUAUCGAAGCUAACCUCAGCGUCUACACGGUACGGUACUUGUCGCCGGCCAUGACUUACAGUUUUCAGCUAGCAGCGGUAAACGACGCAGGGUACAGCGACUGGGAAAAUCUCAACAUAACCAUGCCUGCCGAUGUUCCGCCAAGAGUCUCGUGGAUUCACGUUCUAGCAUCGACUAAUGAGACUCUUUUGUUAGGCUGGAGAAGACCUCGUCACGAUAAUGGAGCCAACAUUACACAUUAUUUGGUUCAGUUACAUCACAAUGGUGAAGUAAUAGCCAACGAAACAAUGACUGUUAUGCCAAAUCCACGAAAUAAUUACAUGUACAUAUUUGUUAACUUAGAACCUGGAGAGGAUUAUAUAUUUCAGGUAAAGGCGUGUAGUAUUAUUGGCUGUGGAAAUUGGUCUGAACCAAUGGAGGCGGGUACAUCAGACGGAAUGGCCGACCCACCAGAACACGUAGAAAUCAAGUGUUUGUACGACGCUCAAAAAGACCUCUCAUAUGUCGUUGUCACUUGGGAGCCUCCAGCAAACCCCCGGGGAACGAUUCAGUCCUAUAACAUCACACUUGAAGCUUCAGCUCGCUACCGAGCCACCAACGGUAAAACUGUUGUAGAUAAACUUGCAGAAGUGCAUGAAGUUAAGGGUGACACAUCGGAGUUAAAAAGUAUUGUUAAACCCAAUACAAACUACACCGUCCGAAUUUGUACAAAAAAUCGUUCCGGCUGUGGCCCUUUGAGCAUAAGAACAACAAGGACAAUGUGUUCGUCGCCCCCUAGUGCACCUUCCUCAAUGCCAAAGUUCCAACUCCAGCGAAUGAAAGAGAAACAUAACCAUAAGCAGUUAAGACUGACGCUUCAGCGGAUAUCCGAAAGAAACGGUUUUAUUAGGUGUUACAGGAUAAUUAUAAUAAAGCUUGAAGGGGGUGAAAGUCUAGCAGACCUUCCAACGGACCCAAGUUCAUUGGACAUUACAACAUACGGUGAAGUACAUAGAAAAAAUGGCCGCGGGGCUUACAUUGCAGAAGCCAUCAACACCGAAUCUUUUGUGAGUGAAGUUAUAAUUGGCGAUGAUCGAUACAGUCUGUGUGAGGAUACUAACCUUGAUCAUCCUGCUAGCCCCCAGGCUCGCUCUCGAAGAGUGACCGAGCAGCCUUCCAAAAAAUCAGACAUUCUAACGGAAUACGUGUAUGAUGGUAAACUUGCUCCUAAAACCAACUAUACUGGCUUCGUCGAGGUACGAGUGAUGGGACCUAACAAAACGAUCUUAUCAAAACAAAGUCCAUACUUUGCUCCUGUUGAGACAGGGUUUUUUCCAAAAUCUGAGCCCACAGAAAAUCCAAUGGCUAUUGUCCUAGGAGUUCUUAGUGGUCUUAUUUUUGUUGUACUCAUCUUGAUUCUGGUCUUGUGCCUAUUCAAGCGUAAAAAUAAUGACCCUUAUGACGAAAGGGAUAGGUUAGGCCUUACAGCUUUGAUUCGUCGUACCAUUCAGAGGAAUGGACACAUACCCAGAUGUAAAAGUACUCGUCUUUCAAAAACUCCUUAUUUGGGUCCCAUAACAGCAGAAGAUUUACCCAGUGCUUAUGUAGAAAGACACAGCGAUAGUGACCUGCUUUUUCAAAGUGAAUUUGAGGCACUACCAGAGAAGUUCAAAGAUAGAUCAACACAUGCAUCUGACAGCCCAGAAAAUCUUAGUAAAAAUCGUUAUCCAGACAUACGAUCUUUUGAUCAAACAAGGGUGAGGUUACCAAUGGAAGAUGGAAUAACAGGCUCUGAUUAUAUAAAUGCUGAUUUUGUAGAGGGUUAUAAGAAUAGAAAGUUGUUCAUCUGUGCCCAGGGACCACUUGAUCGUACUGUAACAGAUUUCUGGAGGAUGAUAUGGGAACACAAAGUCACAGUCAUAGUUAUGUUAACUGGAGUUGAAGAGCAUGGCAAGAUCAAAUGUGCCCAGUAUUGGAAUGAAAGUGAAUCAAAGGAAAUUGAAAAUCUAUUUGUUGUGAAUGUUAUUACAACUAAGACAUAUUCUGACUACAUUGUUCGAAGGUUUCAUGUCCAAUUUUUAAAGGAUGACUAUGCAGAAGAAAGGGAGAUUCUUCAUUUCCAUUUUGUUAUGUGGAAGGAUUUCCUAGCUCCAGAGCAACCAUCUUGGCUUCUUCGAUUUAUCAAACGAGUCAAUGAACACUAUGUUUCAGACAGAGGUCCUCUUCUAGUCCACUGCAGUGCUGGGGUUGGAAGAACGGGAACAUUUGUUGCUAUAGACACACUUGUACAACAGUUAGGUGAGGAAGGUCAAGUGGAUGUGUAUGGAUGUGUGAGUAAUUUGAGGCACUCCCGCAACUUUCUUGUCCAAUCUUUGAAACAAUACAUAUUUGUUUACCGAGCUUUGCUGGAGCAUGCCCAGUUUGGAGACACAGAAAUGGAGAUAAGGCAUUUCAAGGAUCAUUAUGAACAUAUGAAAGAAAAAGUAGGAGAUCAGGAAAAAACUCGCCUAGAACUCGAAUUUGAGAAACUCGGGGAUGUGAUUGAAGAUCCUAAAACCUGCUGUGUGGGUACCAUGGACAUGAACAUGAACAAGAAUAGACAUAAUUUCAUCAUUCCAUAUGACAUUAACAGAGUCAUUCUUCCUCCAACUGCUUCUCGAGACCAUUCAUCCUAUAUCAAUGCAUCAUUUAUUCAGGGUUAUGAUCGUUCACUAUCCUUCAUUAUUACCCAAGACCCACUAGAGAACACAGUGACUGAGUUCUGGAGAAUGGUAAAGGAACAAACUAUUACAACUGUAGUGAUGCUGUCUGAACUUGGUGAAGGACAGACAAAAUGUCAGCAGUACUGGCCAAGAGAAGAAGAAAAAGAAUAUGAUUACAUAAAAGUCAAGUUCCAGAAUGAGGAGACUAGGGAAAAUAUUACCAAAAGAGAAUUUCAAGUUAUUAACACAAAGAACAAUGACAACCAUACUCUCACCCAGUUCCAAUUCCUUGGCUGGUCCAGUACAGUUCCAGAAAACACAAUAGCCUUUAUUGACUUAAUUGAACAAGCUCAACAGAACAAAGAACAGGACCCUAGUAGUGGUCCUGUUACUGUACACUGCAGUGGAGGUGGUGACCGGAGUAGCAUAUUUGUCACCUUAAGUGUACUUAUCCAACAGCUGAAGAAUGAAGAAAGAGUAGAUGUCUUCCAAGCUGCAAGAUACACACGCUCUCAGCGUCAAUGCAUGCUGAAAACACUGGCUCACUAUGAGUUUCUUUACCAGGGAAUGUUGGAUUAUAUUCAUACUCACAAACUUUAUGACAUGGGUGACACCCCACUUUGAAUAAAAGAAGCAUAACUUGUUGAAUGUGUUGUGUGUGGUUCCUACAUUGCCAACCUUUGAGGAGAAAUUUUGUGUUCAGCCAGUCAUUCAGCUAGAAUGGAUUUUAACUAGUGCCUCAUCUUGUUUUUAGAGCCAUUUCAAUGUUUGUGUGAAGAGAGUGAAUCUGAGCUAGUUCUUAAGGACAAGAAAUUGCCUUGAGAGAAAAACAGCUGUAUGAAUCCAGACACAGUUGUCACAAUAAAAACUUCUCUGUUCGGUAUAGUUAGAAAGUUGCAGUCGUAAUAACUGUUUCUGCUUGAUAAAGAAAUCAGGUGGAUAUUACCAUGCUGGAGGAAAUUACCUGCCACAAUUUCUUUCAGCUGUUCCUUUGACUGGAUAAAACUGACUGUUACAAUAACACCAUUUGGAUAAACCAAGAUUCUAUCAUCAAGACUUUCAAAAACGGUUUGCCACAGUUGUUCGUGUUUGAGAAAUAAAUCAAUUUUUCCAUAACUAAGUAGAGGUAUAGUUGUCUGCCACAGUUGUUUCUCAGUUAUAAAUUAUGUUAUAGUCAUCAUCAUAACUGGGCAAUAUUACUUGUCACAACCUUAUUUGAUAAAUUAGAUCAGUUGGCUAGGGAAAAACCUGCAAGAACUGUUCUUGUUUAAAAAUCAUGUUAGUGUUGAUAUCUAAUAGUGCAGUGGCUUGUAUAAAUGUUGCAAUCAAUAUAGAUUAAUAUAUGACCUAUCAAUGAGUCUUACUGUCUUUGCAGUAAGUAAACAAGAUUCUACUAGAAAUUGACAUAUUUUAAUAUGUAAGGAAUAAUUGCUGUUUGUCUUGAGCAGAAAACAGUAUUGAUGUAUCUUGCUUCAGAUGCUCAGUGGAUGUACAUGUGCCACCAAACCAAGAAGUCAGCUGGGAUGUUUUGAUAAAAGUGCCUGUAGAGUAUAAUUGUUUAAUACAACUUACUUAUAUUUAAUUGCCAUUAUUUUAAUCUGUUUUUAGUGGAUUAUACUAUAGCUCUUUGUUUCAUAUUAGUUCAUAAAUGGUGACAGUUCCUGUAACCAUAAAAUGCUAUGUUUCUAAAUAUUUGCAUGCCAUUUAUUUCACUUUAAAUAUAUAUAUAAGAAAAAGCAUUCUAUAGAAACAAAGGCAGCUACUGUGUGGAUUUUAGAUUGAUAUUUUUUUGUUUUUUAAAUAUUUCACAGAUACUUAAAAGUAAUGUUCUUUGAACGUAAACCUUAUUUUACUUUUUAAUAAAUUAAUCUACCAGCUUUACAGGUAGAUACAGGUAAUUUACCAAUAGUAACAAUGUUGAUUGAAGGUGCACAGGAUAAAUGAUUUUGAUUGCAUGCUAUUUUCAAGAUGUUUACUGAAUAUUCACGGAGUUUAACAAGUGAUAACUAAAGCAAAAAUUAUUCCUGUGUGAAGUUUCUUAAAAAUCAUUUGUCCCUAAUACAUGAUUUACAAAUUUGUUUUUGUUUUUACGUUUUUGUAAAGUUUUUAUGGAUACAGCUAGUGGACUAAUCCAUAUUUAGCUAUGUAUUAAGUUUAUUUUUUCUACAAUUUGCUCAAAUGCUUUUCAAGAAAAUGCUUUAGCAGAGUUUUUAAAUUAGUGACAGGUUAUAAACAAUAGUUAGUAUACUACAUAGAAUGUUAAGUGUUUAUCAAAGACAUUAUUCUUCCAAAAACAGGUAACAAAGAUUUUUUAGCUCUGCCAAAUAUACCGUACAUGCAUAACAUAUAAAUCAAACUAUCUUGUAUAAAUAUCACAUUACCAUUUGAAACCCCUUACAGAAUAUGUGUAAAUUUUAUCUGUACACUUGUAAAAGUGUGACGUAAAUGUAAGAUUGCUAUACUUAAUGUAAGAUAAUAAUCUUGAUUGAAUUAUGUAUAGCCAUACCUGGGAAUCCAUCCUCUCAAAGUAACCUAACAUUUUUUUUUCUUUGAUCAUUCACUUGUUCAUUAUAUUAGUUUAAAAAUUGUGGAACAACUUUAGGUUUUUAUGUACUUACUUUUAUGUGUUUAGUAUUAUGUUUUUAAAUUAAUUUCUAAAUUACAUUUCAGAUUGUUAUAUUUAUGUUUUGUUACAACACAGUUAAAGUACUUAAGUGUAAACUUAUAAAAAAAAACAUUAAUACAUUUACUGUACUUUUAAUAAUACAUUAUUAGAAAAAGUUACUUACUCAGCAUGAGCUUGUUUCAUUAAUCAACAAUCAAAUGUUACUUCAAGGAAUAGUCUGUACUUGCAGAUUUGAAGUAGUCAUUUUUUGUCCAAUUUAACAUUUUUUCUUUAAUGCACUUAUUCCAAAAUAUUAUGUAUGUAACUAGUCAUUGUAGACUUACAAAAGAUAUAAAUUACUACAAAUUAUUAUAGUAUCCAACAAAUCUUGCCAUAUUGAAAAUAAUCUUUACUAACAAUGCUGCUACAUGUGGGUAGGUGAACAUGACUCAAAAAUACCUAAUGUACAAGAUAUUUAGAAUUAUGGAUCAUUUGACGAAGACUUUGGGGAUUCUAUCAUCAAACGUAAAAGUCAGUUAGAAUGAAAUACAAGUCAUGCACAUUUCAAGUACUGGCAUCAUAUGUUCAAUAAAUAUCUUACAAAAUUAAAGAAAAUUUUGAAGCUUCUGGUAACAUUGGUCUUGUUGAAAUACAAUUAAGAACUGUAUUCCUUUAAACCAAAGUGAACAAUCUUAUCUUAAUUUUAGAACAAACACUGUUAUACUUAUGUUCAAUGUUUUAUACAUUUUUAUAACAAAUACUCCAUUAAUUAACUAGUGUGUUCCUUAUUUUCAUAUCAUUUGGUCUCAUGUGAAUAGCAUUAGUUCACAGUGGUAUGUAAGUAUAAUCAUAUUGUUUAAAUACCCUGUUCCUGUGAAGUAUAUGUCUAACAUCUGAAAUAAAACAUGUUUUCUUAGUUGUUGAAGACUGACUGACUGGCAUUAUAUGCUGUAGUAGGCAUGACUGACUGGUUUUAUUAUUUUAUUAGGUACCAAAUGUAACUUUGCAGUUUAGGCUAAAUUGUAAUUACAAUUUAUAUAUAUUGCAUACUUAGUUUAUAAAUGGCACUACUAUUUGUAAAUUGUCAAGUUUGCUGAGAAAUAUAUUUGAUUUACUGGAAUAGACGUGAAUUUAUGAUUUGCACUUCAUUUUAUUAAAAUUUGUCAUAGAUUUAUAAACUAUGUAGAUUUAGAAAUUGGCAUGCACUAACAAAAAUAAACUUAGUUUAAUAAAACAAAGUGUGCAUUUGGAAAUUGUCGUGCACAUUUCUCAGCCAAUUUGUUCAUUUACAAAUUUUAGUGGCAUUAAUAAACUGACAAGUCCACUCAUAAUUUUUUUGGAUAACAGAGAUGAAAGGACUGCGAACUGUGCAAUGUGUAAAUUGUGCAUACAAUUUAGCUUAUAUUUAAAUUAAAACAGUUUAUAAAUCUCAUUCGUGUUUAAUAUUUGUUCAUUUUGGCCCAUGUUUUUUACAUACCAUCCUUUUUGUAUGUGUAAACUGCCCUUAAUUAUGAUUUCUUAAGAACAUAACAGUUCAGAAUAACAAAAAAUGUAAAGACUGACAUGCCUGUUUCAAAUUGGAUGGCAGUAAUUUUGUUUGUUAAAGACAUUACUUUGGAUUAACAAGUAGUACAGUUUACAUCUAAUACUAAAUUUAAAAAAAAUUAUUAAUUUAUACAAGUUAUGAUAAAAAAGUAAAAACAACUUUUGCCUGCCAGAAACAAUAUAAAUGAUAACCUACUACUUGACUCUUUCCAGUAAUUUAAUGGUUGUAUACCAGCCGUCCUAGUAAAAAUUAUCCAAGUGUCAUCCCCCUUAUUUAUGUGAAGAUCUACCCCCCACCAGCUUUGCAUAAUAUAUAUGUAUGUUGAUAAACCAUGAUAUAUGGUUAACAAUAUCUAAAGCACAUAAUAGAUGUAUAUAUAUAUAUAUACGUUUAAUUAUGUUAUCAUGUUAGUUACCAGAAAAUUAAGGUUGUUGAAUUAUCACCUGAUGAAUACAUACUACAGCAUAGACAACACUGCUCCUUUAAAGGAAUGCUAGUUUACUGAAGAUAACUCCAGCUACUCAUCUAGUACACAGUGGUAUUAAAGAGUUUUGGUUUUUGAAAUUUGUCUGUAAUGAAGCUCUUAUCAGCUAUCACAUUACAACUCAAUAAUUAUUAUAAUGUACAUCUUAGAAUAGAUACUGUCUGAAAUUUUUAAUUACAGCAGUGAUCAAAAUUAUUUUCUUUUCUUGUUAUUAGAUAAUGGAUACAUAGUUACUUUGUCUGAACUAAUGCAUAAUAUUUUAAUCCCAGCUCCUGCCACAAUAUCUUUGUAUGUUUUCCUAAAAUAUAACUCUCCAAUGAUUUCUGAAAGUUAAUUUGAUAUUACAGACCCAUUACUCUUUAUUAUAUCUGUUUUAAUCACUACAGCUUUUAACAUGAGGUUUGUGUUAAAUUGAUAAUUAAAAUUGUUGCUUUAAGUAUUAACUCUAAAGGCACAACUCAAGUGAUAUGAAUUGCUCAAUCAAUGUCUUAAGUUUAUAAUUUAACAGUAAAACUUUAUUUCCUCAUUUUAUUUGUAGCUGAUUAUUAUGUGUACCUAUGAAUCAGUAACUCCAAAAGAACAUGAAUUAGUUAGAUGGCAUAUAAGUAAACUUCCCAUAAUGCUUCAGAUUAUUCACACUAUGUGACAUACCUGGAAGAUACCUAACAUGACCUGUUAUUCUGUUUUAGAAAACUGUUUGUAUCAGUUAAUACGGUGUAGAAUCAUUUUAAAAAUUCAUUAUAGGGUAUAAAAUGACUGCUUAAAACCUUGAAUUUGUGCAGGUAUUGUAUUUGUAACUUAUCUCCUCCUAUGUUGUAGUGUGAGUAAAUCAUGAGAUUUAAUGGUAAAAUAACUAAUUCAUGUUAAAAGGUUAAUAAUUUUGUGCAUUUAUCAAGUUCUCUCCAAAAUUUACUGUAACAUAGCAAGUGAAGUAAGCUACCAUGCUAUUAUACAUACAGUACUUAUCAAGCUUCCAGAUUUAUAGGUGUCUGGUUGGUAGCUCAUUCUGGCCAUUUUUAUACUUGCUGUUGGAAUAGCCGAGUUAAAAAUAAAAAAAUUAUAAAUAUCUGUUAAAAGGCUGUUUGUAUUUUAUUUCAUAAAUAAUCAGUAAUUGAAAAUUGAGAAGUUGAGUUAGUUAUCUUGUUUUAACAUAACUAGCCCAUGUAUGCACUUCCAAAAACAAAAGUACAAAAGACCUAUAAAUUUAAAGGGUGAUUCUGUUGGAGUUCUCAACAAACCAAAUAAAAACUUCAUAUCUCAAAAGUUUCAAUUUUCUCGUAAUUUUUAAACCAUAACAGUUUACUUAGCUAAAAUUUUACUGAAACUUCUUUGAUAAAGAAAAUCUUACAAACUGUUUCUUUGAGCAAGCUGUUUUGCAUUACAAUUUCAUGUCAUUUUUUCAGUUUAACAGUUGUCUUUUUAGAAUCAUUUAACACUGACGACAGAUGUAUUUCUGUUAUGCAGUUAACAGUAAAAAAAUCUAUACAUUAUUUUACUAUUAAAUACAUACCAACAAUUCUUCAAAAAUCUGCUGAGAGUGAUAUUUGGAUUUAUAGUGCGCUCUAAAACAAUGUAUCCAGAAGAAAUUGUUGAAAACAUAAUUUUACUGAAAGUUGUAAAAAAAUGUGAUUGUAUCAGUUUUUUAUUCUUGCUCCAACUGUUAUUUUGAAUAUUAAAAAAAAUAAAUUAAUCUGAAUUCAAUGAACUUUAUAAGUUAGGGAACUGUAAUCUUCAUGAAUUUACUGAAACUGUACAUAAAAAUAUGUAUGUCUUUGUAA